This is a messenger RNA of Labeo rohita (rohu), 1978 nucleotides long. RefSeq names its product NACHT, LRR and PYD domains-containing protein 6-like. NCBI's taxonomy places the organism in Eukaryota, Metazoa, Chordata, Actinopteri, Cypriniformes, Cyprinidae. Bases 87 to 992 code for a protein of 301 amino acids. The record is from RefSeq and is a predicted model, not a curated record. The transcript is spliced from 3 exons.
CACUUUUUGCCUGAUCUUGCAACGAAGCCAUUUCCGUGCUGACCAGUCCAGCGGUGUUCCUCAGAAAAGCAUCUGAAAUCAAGGAUAUGGAGGAGACCACUACUGCUAAAAAGCAUUGUUAUGAGAACAGAGAGGAGGGAGGUGCACCAUGUCCCAGCUGUGUGUCAAUGAAUCCAACCGAAAACUUCAGAACUGGAGCUGUGAAUCCUGAAGCCAUGUUCUGCAGUGAGAAAAAUGAAGUUAAUGGAGACCUGCAGGAUUCUGACCAAGCAGUGGAUGAUGCCAUUAAAACAGUCAAAGCCUCUCAUAAAACCAGAAUGAAGAACAAGCAUGAGCGCUUAUUUGAGGGACUCAAACAACAAGAGAAUGCAACCCUCCUAAACAGGAUCUACACACAGCUCUACAUCAUAGAGGGAGAGAGAGAAGGGGUGAAUGAAGAACACGAGGUUUUACAGAUGGAGACAAGAGCCAGAACACAAGACACUAAAAUCUACUGCAAUGACAUCUUUAAACCUUCACCUAAACCAGCAUGUGAGGAAGAAGACAAAAUAAAGACUGUUCUUACAAAAGGCAUCGCUGGAAUUGGAAAAACUGUCUCUGUGCAGAAGUUCAUUUUGGACUGGGCAGAGGAAAAAGCCAAUCAUGAUGUGGAUUUCAUGUUUGUGCUUCCAUUUCGAGAGCUGAACUUGAUUAAAGAUGAUCAGUACAGUCUUCAUAAACUUCUGCUGGACUUUCAUCCCGAACUUAAAGAUCUGCCCCCAAAGAUUUAUGAAGAAUGUAAAGUUGUGUUCAUCUUUGAUGGUCUGGAUGAAAGCAUUUUAACACUUACGUUUUCAGAUGCUCAAAAGGUUUGUGAUGGGACUGAGACUUCAUCAGUGGGUGUGUUGAUGUCAAACCUCAUCAGAGGUGAUCUGCUUCCCUCUGCUCUCAUCUGGAUCACCUCAGACCAGCAGCAGCCAAUCAGAUCCCUUCAGAAUACAUCAACCGUCUGACAGAAAUUCAGGGAUUCAGUGACCCCCAGAAGGAGGAAUAUUUCAGGAAGAGAAUCAGUGAUGAGAAUCAAGUCAGACAAAAUCAUCUUACACAUCAGAAAAUCAAGAAGCCUCCACAUUAUGUGUCACAUCCCUGUCUUCUGCUGGGUCUCAUCUACUGUGCUUCAAAACAUCCUGAAACAAAAUAUCAAUGCAGAAAUCCCUCAAACUCUGACUGAAAUGUACAUCCACUUCCUGCUUAUUCAGAUCAACACUAGGAAUCAGAAAUAUGAAGAGAGGGAUCCAGAGAAACUCUUGCAGUUCAACAUAGAAGUGAUUGUGAAACUUGCUAAAUUGGCUUAUAAUCAGCUGAUGAAGGGCAAUGUGAUGUUCUAUGAGGAGGACCUGAUUGAGAGCAGCAUAGAUGUCACUGAAGCAUCAGUGUAUUCUGGGAUUUGCACCGAGAUCUUUAAAAAGGAAACUGUAAUCCAUUGGAGAAAAGUCUACAGCUUUAUUCAUCUGAGCUUUCAAGAGUUUCUAGCAGCUCUCUAUGUGUUUUACUGCCACAUUCACAAUGACAAGGAAGUACUGAAGUCAUUUUACAAAUCUGAGCAAAUUUCUUUGUACAUGCUGUUUAAAGGAGCAGUUGAUAAAUCAUUGCAGACUGGAUGCUUGGAUCUUUUCCUUCGCUUCCUGCUGGGCAUCUCACUGGAAUCCAAUCAGAUACUCUUAGAUGAUCUACUGACAUACACAGAGAACAACACAGGGGCCAUAUAUUUGGUCUCAUUGUAUAUUAAAGAGAAAAUUAUUGGUGAUGAACCACUUUCAUCUGAUAAAUCUAACAAUCUGUUCCUCUGCCUGCUGGAACUGAAUAAUCAGUCGAGAAUUCAAGAAAUUGUGAAUUCAGAUGAACUCUUAUAUAGGAUACUCUUAGAUGAUCUACUGAUCAGAUACUCUUAGAUGAUCUACUGACAUACACAGAGAACAACACAGGGGCCAUAUAUUUG